AUGACAACGAAGAGCAUUGUGAUAAUGAUUGUCAUGUUGCUGCAAUCCUUUUUAUAUUCAUAUGCGGGCGAUAAUUUGAGAGAUCAAAGCGAGGCCCUGUCUUUCGCGGAUUACGACAGCAAUUGCAUAUAUGACAGAACAAUAUGUAUCAAAGCGUUUCCUUUCUAUCAAGGAAACGAUUGUUUGUUUUUCAACAUUACGUUGUAUGUUUGUGGUCAAGUCGAAAUUUUGAAGACUAGAUUUGUCAACUUUGAUAAUACAGAAUCGGAAAUCUACGAACGCUGCAACGCGUUAAUACAGAGACACACAUAUUUGACAAGAAUGGCGAGGGAACUCGCUGAUACGAUUAGCUUUGUCUUACUAAUACAAUUAUUCAUUAUCACCAUACAAUUAUGUAUAACAGGGUUUCAGUUUAUCUUAGUCUUGAAAGUCAAUGACGCAGGGAAAAGCUUGAUGGUGCAGUUUACGUUCUUGUCGCAAUUAACGUUAUAUAGUUUCAUCGGUGAUUAUUUGAAAUCUCAAAUGGAAGAAGUAGGACUUUCUAUUUAUCAAAAUGCUUGUUAUAACUUCCCUACAAAACUGACGAAAAAUUUAAUCUUUGUCAUUAUGCGGACACAAUAUCCUGUCGCGUUGUAUGCUGCCAAUUUUGUAGUAAAUUUGUCAACCUACAUGAGCAUCCUAAAAGCCUCUAUUUCGUAUUUGUCUGUACUUCGCGUAAUGAUAGAAACAUGA
Formica exsecta is the source of this 732-nucleotide messenger RNA. Its product is annotated as odorant receptor 13a-like. The coding region runs from base 1 to 732 and encodes 243 amino acids. The transcript is spliced from 3 exons. Gene Ontology annotation, cellular component: plasma membrane. Gene Ontology annotation, biological process: sensory perception of smell; detection of chemical stimulus involved in sensory perception of smell. Gene Ontology annotation, molecular function: olfactory receptor activity; odorant binding. NCBI's taxonomy places the organism in Eukaryota, Metazoa, Arthropoda, Insecta, Hymenoptera, Formicidae. The record is from RefSeq and is a predicted model, not a curated record.